UCAAAUAUCCACCCCAAAAAUUCGAACCCCUAACCCUCCUCCUCUCUCCCUUCUCCUCAAACCUAAUGUCUUCCAAAAAAGGCGGACUAUCACUACCCGACCGCGCCGGCGCCGGUGCCGGCGACGGAAUCCUCUCUAGGGUUUCAUCAUCCAUAUCUCAAUCUCCGAUCGUGUACCAAGGCAAGCGAGCCGCAUCCGACGCCGCCUUAAUCGCCAAAAAGCUUCUCAAGAGCACCGGAAAAGCCGCGUGGAUCGCCGGAACUACUUUUCUGAUACUCGUAGUUCCGCUCAUUAUCGAGAUGGAUCGCGAUGCGCAGCUCACUGAGCUCGAGCUGCAACAAGCUAGCUUGUUGGGUACACCUCCUCCGCCUUCUGCUGCUGGAG
Molecule: messenger RNA, 384 nt
Organism: Nicotiana tabacum (common tobacco)
Lineage: Eukaryota; Viridiplantae; Streptophyta; Magnoliopsida; Solanales; Solanaceae
Source: RefSeq, a predicted model, not a curated record